Messenger RNA from Cyprinus carpio (common carp), 826 nucleotides. RefSeq names its product A-kinase interacting protein 1 (gene akip1). The record is from RefSeq and is a predicted model, not a curated record. Gene Ontology annotation, cellular component: nucleoplasm. NCBI's taxonomy places the organism in Eukaryota, Metazoa, Chordata, Actinopteri, Cypriniformes, Cyprinidae. Gene Ontology annotation, biological process: regulation of non-canonical NF-kappaB signal transduction.
GCAACCCGUGGGAAAGGAGGAAAUACAUUUCUACUUUCACUUUAGCGUUACACGCCCAUCACUAACUACAGCGGCAACAGUUUGUUAUUAUUGAUUUGAAUGCGUUUAUAGAGUUCAAAGAGCAAACAACGAACAUUUUGGGCGUCAUUGGUUCUGCAGUCCAGGACGCUUGUGUACAUGGCCAGUGAAUCCUGGUUGGAGUCUUCCCUGCGCCGUUCAUCUAAACUUGGGCAGGAGGUGUUGGAAAAAGCAAAAAGACGGUCUGUAAGCUGUUCAAGACCAAGACCACCCGUGCUCGGUCACAAUGAAAGGAACUCAGAGAGAGAUGUUUUACAUUCAAACUUGGACCAUGCUUUUGGAAAAAUAGUGGAGUACAUGUCAGAAACUACCAGACAAUGCAAGAAGUUUUAUGAGACUGUGCACCUGGCUCAGCCCAGUGAGCGAGAACACAUCUGUCGCUACCAUUCCCAGCAGAUGUUGAGGACUGCAGACCAGAAACAGAAUGCAAGUGCAUCCAUCAAACAAAACAUUGGUUCAUCAGAACCAGAGGAUUUCCUUAUUGAAGUGUCUCCAGGCACCUAUUCCAUCACAGCAGCAAUGCAGGACGCAAAGCCACAGACGAAAACUGUCCGCAUCAACGCUGGAGAAAGCAUGAGCCUUACAUUCAACCUCUGAAGUGCACCUGUGUAUUAUAUGGGUGAAAUUCUGUGCCUUCAUUGAGGAGUUGCUCUAAAAUUACAACUAAAACUAAAUGCACUGACUUUGACUCUUCUUGAUACCUUUUUUUUUUUUUUUUGUAUUCAUAAGUGUUACUGUUUAAUACUCA